Messenger RNA from Paramacrobiotus metropolitanus, 1182 nucleotides. RefSeq lists its product as uncharacterized. Bases 1 to 1182 code for a protein of 393 amino acids. The transcript has a single exon. NCBI's taxonomy places the organism in Eukaryota, Metazoa, Tardigrada, Eutardigrada, Parachela, Macrobiotidae. The record is from RefSeq and is a predicted model, not a curated record.
AUGCUAAUCACGCAACUAAACGCGUGGUUCAUGGAUGACGGGACACUAGGAGGCCGCCCACAAGAAGUGCUUUGCAAUUUUGAGCUCCUCAUUGCGGAAGCGGAAAAAAUCGGUUUGUCUGUGAACCUUUCAAAAUGUGAACUUUUUAUCUGCGGUGGAUCAGAUGUUCAACGGGAAUCCACAGCUGCUAUUUUCCAGACGAAAUUCCCCAGUUUGUCGGUGGUGUCUAAAGAGAAGCUGAGCCUCCUGGGAUCACCUCUGUUGCCGACCGGAGUAGCACCUGUGAUUAAAAAAAGAGUGGAGGAAGUGAAGAACAUGUGUGAACGACUAGUGCUAAUCCCGAAACACCAAGCACUAUUUUUGUUGAAAAACUGCCUUGGUGUUCCAAAAAUCGUCCACUUACUUCGCACCUCUCUGGCGUGGCAGUUUUCGGAUGAAUUAUACACCCUGGACCAAACUUUCCGCGCCGCUGUGGAGAAGAUCACCAACGUCAGAAUGGAUCAUCCAACGUGGUUGCAGACAUCGUUACCAGUUCGACUGGGUGGUUUAGGGAUUCGACGCACCGAGGAGCUAGCUCCCUCCGCCUACUUGGCAUCGGCUUCCUCUGUGCGCUCGCUUAUCUCUAAAUUAUGCCCUUUUCUACCACCGACCGACACAACUUCCGCAACUUUGGCUUGGAAGUUGCUUACCGGCUUGAAUGAUGUGCCAGCUGAACCCCUCCACGGCAUCCAAAAAGCCUGGGACACUCCUGCGUCCUUGCGUGCACUUUCUGACCUUUCAGCACUCCGUGUCUCUGCCACAGAAGUCGCACACUUGAAGGCGGUGUCAACACCAGAAUCGGGUUAUUGGAUUCACGCAUUGCCGGCUGCUUGCCUAGGUAAUCUGCUGGAAAAUAUCGAUUUUCAGACCAGCGUCGCUCUACGUUUAGGUGCUCCUAUUGUAACUCCCCAUGAAUGUAAAUGCGGCGAAUGGGUAGACGAGUUCGGGAGACAUGGACUGCGGUGCAAACGAUCAGCCGGACGACUACCCAGACAUGAUGGCAUCAGCAAGGAGUUCGCUCGCGCGUUAACGACGGGUGGUUUCCCUGCCAGAGUGGAGCCGAAAGGAUUGGCCUUAGUAGGUAACAAAAGACCGGAUGUAGUUACGCUUGUCCCUGGGAACGUGGUAAACCACUCGCAAUAG